UGGUAAAUCUUCUGUCCAAGCAAAAAGGCUGCAAUUUCUAAGUAGUAAUCAAAAACAAAACAAAAUUAUUCACACGACACGACCGUUUUAGACAGAAACAAAGCCGUUGAGUCGUUUACUUCUUCACACGACACCGUUUUAAACAUAAACAAAAAAACAACAUGACGUUCUUGUCUGAAACACUUAAACGACGCGAUUGGUAACAGUAGAGAAGGCCUUACCUUUCUCCAAUUCUCAAAAACCUCUAAACACUCUUCGUCUAAGCUUUUAAAAUCAAUGGCUUCCACUUCUACAUUUCUUCUUCAAUCUCUCUCUUCUACUAAUCUUCACAUCACAGUCCCUAUAAGAACCUAUAGCUUCGGUCUUCGAACAACAAAAUUCUCAACGAAAUGUUCAUCAAAACCAGAGCCAAAGGAUCAAUUCAUCAAUCUCACACCAGCACCUGAAUCAAUCAACACAACAAGCGCAGAGAAAUUCCCAAUAGAGAAACGAAGAAGAUCAGAGAUCAUACGAGACAGAACACAAAGAGGAAUCGAGAAACAAGAGCCACCAAAUUUCGAAAUCGGUUGGAAAAGAACAAAAGAGAUAAACUUGGAGAAACCUAAAGGUUAUGUAAUAAUGGAUUUCUUAGAGAAGUUCGAAGCUUUAAUGGCGAGAGAGUUUGGAUCAAAGGAGCUUUUAGCUAAAGCUGGUGAGAUAGUUGCUGAAAGAGCUAGAGAAGAAGCUGAGGUUUUGAGAGAUGAAGGUAAAGUUGAAGAGAGAAUGGUCACUGAGCUUUUUAGGGUUUUGAAGUUGAUGGAGAUGGAUUUAGCUAUGGUUAAAGCUUCUGUUAAAGAUGAAACUUUGAGUCAGAGGAUUGAACAAGCUAGAGCUAGGUGUAGACAAGCUAUUCUUGUUGCUAAUUCUUUCUAAUUCCUUCUUCUUCUACCUGCAAAUUGAGUCAAAAGUCUAUGAAUUUGUUUAUAGUUUUACACAAAACAGAGCUUCAACAUCUGUAAAAGAUCUUAUUUUUUGGUUCUGUAAUCAUCUCUGGAUCAUUCAUCUGUUACUUCAAUGGUAGAAGAAGGAUUAAAGAUGAGGGAAUGUGAAGAAUCAAAACAAAGAUUCAUGCUUUUGGUAUUG
This is a messenger RNA of Arabidopsis lyrata subsp. lyrata, 1122 nucleotides long. RefSeq lists its product as uncharacterized. The transcript has a single exon. NCBI's taxonomy places the organism in Eukaryota, Viridiplantae, Streptophyta, Magnoliopsida, Brassicales, Brassicaceae. The record is from RefSeq and is a predicted model, not a curated record. The coding region runs from base 277 to 912 and encodes 211 amino acids.